ACCAUUUUGGACUUGCAUAAUUUAUAGUUAAGAAAACUAUGACCAUCUUAAUUAUUUGAGUCCUGCAUUUUUAAUUUUAGUAGCUGAGUUGGAAUGGUUACUUUUCUUGAUUACAUACAUUGAAUUCUUGAUCCUUGCUUAAUUUGGGGAAGGAGUAUCUCCUGUGUACUGUUCUUUUGUUUUCUACUUUGUGAAGCUUUAUUCAAUCAGGAGUACAGUGUGCUUGAUUACAAAGAGAAAGUGGUUGAUGGUUUCUAUCAUGUGUAUGGGCCUUCCACAAAUUCAGCACUCCAAGGAAAAAUGCCAUCUCUUGCAGAUCUUGAGACAAAUCUUGGGAAUUAUGGCUUUGAAGUUGUGAUUGUCAAUCGAACAAUUGACCCUGUCUUAGAAGAGUUGGUGCAAAUUGCACAUUGUAUUGCAUUAGAUUGCCCUGCUAGUAACGUUAGUGUUUUAGUCCAAAAGCUUGCUGAAUUUGUUACAGGCCAUAUGGGUGGACCCGUUAAGGAUGCUAAUAUAAUGUUCGCAAGGUUAGUUAUUAAACUUAAACUUGUGGCUCUAGUCUCCACUGGCCAACUUUCUGUUACUGUAUUGGCUGAUAAUAUAAAGUUACCUUGUAGACUCGUAAAAGGCAGUCAUUACACUGGGGUUGAGGAUGAUGCUGUAAACAUGUUAAAGCUGGAGCAUGAAAGGGAUUUUUUGGUUGAUCUCAUGGCAGCUCCUGGGACACUUAUACCUGCUGAUGUUUUCAGUGCAAAGGAUACCGCUUUGAAGUCAUAUAAUCCAUCACUAAGCAAAAUCCUGACUAUUCAGUUUUCUGAUGAUGUUGGAGGGGGAUCAAGUUCAAAAAACACAGAAUACUUAUAUUCAUUCUCAGGACCAAGUGGUGACUCUGCUGUUGUCACUUCCAUAAUAUCUAACAAAAUGUCCCCUAAUCAGUUGGAUCAUCUUCCUUCUACUGUAAUUGGAGCUUCACUUUAUAAAGGGAGUCGUGGGACCAAUCCUACAGUUGACAGUGCAAGGAUGAACCUCAAUGAGGUUCCAUACAGUCAGAAUAGUAAGGAUGACUCUAAAAACCUUUUUGCAGAUCUUAAUCCUUUCCAGAUAAAAGGGACAGAUAAAACUUACCUGCAGAACAAAUCUACCGAAAGCAAAGUUGAUGACCUUCAAAGACAAAAAAUGAAUAUUUACAAUUAUGUGGAUGGUCUAUUUCCCAAAAUCAAUCGUGAGUCUUAUGAGUUCCAUCAAUCAGCAUCAGCUUUAACCAGCUCAACAAAAUCUGAGAAGGUCCAUCCUCAUGGUUUCAAGUUAUCGGGUGAUUCCAAUCUCCCCAAUAAUGAUAAUAAAUCUAGGGAUCGUUUGUCUGACAUGGGACAAUCUUUGACUUCUACUACUGGUCAGUUCAAUAACGCACCAAUGGUUCAGGAUGUGAGCACAAACUAUAAUGAAGAAAAAUCCAAUGGAUGGCAGGAUGUGCAAAAUAACACUGUGGAUAUGGUUAAAGAUCAGGAAAGUAAUGAAGUGCAUUUACAUGAUCACAGAAAAGCCAAACCUGAUAAAUGUAUGGGGAAAAAUCUGAAAAUGAAGAAUCCUGAAAGUCCUAGGUCACCAGUUGAUUGCAUAACAGAAAGGGUUGAUCAACUCUUUGAUGAUGUAGAUGUGGGUGAUUUUGAAAUUGCAUGGGAAGACUUGCUUAUUGGUGAAAGAAUUGGACUGGGUAAGGCAUAUGAUCUAUUCUCUAUUAGAUGCCCGAGUAAUGGAUUAUCCUUAUCCUCAACUAAAGUUGUAGAAGAUGUGGCAAAAUGAGGCAAAGUUAAAAAAUUUUGAUGGUAAAAAUGACGCCAAUCUGCUUGCUGAAUCAAAUUAAAUCACAUAUAUUGAUUAUCCGAAAUUGAACUCUGAAUUUCAAUGUUCUGAAAUUGACAGGGUGCUGAUGUGCUAAAAGCCUUACAUGAUAUAUAUGCUUCAAGACUCAAAAGGGUAUGACUUAUUUAGUAAUUCUAAGGAUGCAAUACUAUCAGCAUCAGCCAGAAUGAGAAGCCAAAAUACCCUUGGAAGAGAUUUCAAACACAAGAUGACGAUUUCAAGACUAUUUUUAGCCAUCCAAUCAGCUGUGUAGCUGUCGGGCUCCACCUCCUGGUAUUGGUAGUGCUAGUGAUUUUCUUGAUGAUGUUCCUAUGAGGGUGGUGGCUGGUAUUGUUAAUGUCAAAUUCUAAAGCCAGAAGGAGAGCAACGCAUAGGUCCAAAGUUCAGCAAGAUCAAUGCUACAAUUCUCAAGGAACAUGCUAAAACCAGCAUCUAGUUACCAUGGAUCCAAGAGAAAUCGUUGAUGAUGUCUCUCUUUUUUCUGAAAAUGUCCAUCUCUGUAUAUUCUUCAAAGACUUUGUUCAUGAAAUUGUUGCACUCAUCAAGGUCAGGCAAAUUAGUAUGGAGACUUUGAAGACUACACUUGUUUGGAUUUGAAGUAGAGCUGGUUUGGUCUCACAUAACAGGUCCAAGCAUAUCUUGGCAAGGCACUAUUAUUAUAAUCAUCAUAAUAAUCGGCUUCUGGAUUG
Messenger RNA from Rubroshorea leprosula, 2552 nucleotides. Lineage: Eukaryota; Viridiplantae; Streptophyta; Magnoliopsida; Malvales; Dipterocarpaceae. The record is from the annotation of a GenBank genome assembly.